This is a messenger RNA of Alternaria alternata, 1280 nucleotides long. Its product is annotated as 40S ribosomal protein-like protein S3. Gene Ontology annotation, cellular component: cytosolic small ribosomal subunit; nucleus. Bases 25 to 825 code for a protein of 266 amino acids. Gene Ontology annotation, molecular function: RNA binding; structural constituent of ribosome. The record is from RefSeq and is a predicted model, not a curated record. NCBI's taxonomy places the organism in Eukaryota, Fungi, Ascomycota, Dothideomycetes, Pleosporales, Pleosporaceae. The transcript is spliced from 4 exons. Gene Ontology annotation, biological process: translation.
UACGCCCUUCCACAGUUCGACAAAAUGGCCACCACUCAAACCGCAAUCUCCAAGAGGAGAAAGUUCGUUGCUGACGGUGUCUUCUACGCCGAGCUGAACGAGUUCUUCCAGCGCGAGCUGGCCGAGGAGGGCUACUCCGGCGUCGAGGUCCGCGUCACCCCCACUGUCACCGACAUCAUCAUCCGCGCCACACACACCCAGGAGGUUCUUGGAGAGCAGGGUCGCCGCAUCCGUGAGCUCACCUCGCUCAUCCAGAAGCGAUUCAAGUUCCCCGAGAACUCCGUCUCCCUCUACGCCGCCAAGGUUCAGAACCGUGGUCUCUCCGCCGUCGCCCAGUGCGAGUCCCUCCGAUACAAGCUUCUCAAUGGUCUGGCCGUCCGAAGGGCUUGCUACGGUGUCCUGAGGUUCAUCAUGGAGUCUGGCGCUAAGGGUUGCGAGGUUGUUGUUUCCGGAAAGCUCAGGGCCGCCCGUGCCAAGAGCAUGAAGUUCACUGACGGUUUCAUGAUCCACUCCGGUCAGCCCGCCAAGGACUUCAUUGACCACGCUACCCGCCACGUCCUGCUCCGCCAGGGUGUCCUCGGUAUCAAGGUUAAGAUCAUGCGCGGCUCCGACCCCGAGGGCAAGGCCGGCCCAUCCAAGACUCUGCCCGACUCCGUCACCAUCAUCGAGCCCAAGGAGGAGCAGCCCGUUGUCCAGCCCAUGUCGCAAGACUACGGCGCCAAGGCCAUCGCUGCUCAGCAAGCCGCAGAGCAGGCCAGGCAGGCCGAGCAGGGCGAGGGCGAGGCCCAGCCAGCUGGUGGUGAGGGUUACUCUGAGGAGCAGUAGGUUGAUCAUUUGCUGCGGGCGCAAUGAGGUUACGAAAAGGCAUUUAGCGGAAGGAUAUGAUGCCAUCACGAACCCUGACACAUCUUCCUUUGCACAUUCGGAAUGGACUGGGCUGCUUUUUUGACUAGGGAGGGAAAGGAGUCUGCACUGCUUCACUGCUAUGUACUCAAUGAAACCACCCAAACAUCAAAGAUGGCUUGACCACUCGAAAUGUGUUCUGACCAUUGUCAUUGCUUUUUAAUACUUUUCACUUUCACGUGUUUUUUGUUCAACUCGUUCAUAUUGAUACGUGGGUGAGUUGCGAUCACACGCGAACACUUGGGAGUUUGUUUAAUGUUUCUGAUAUAGCCUUGCUGAUGUGCUAACGCGUGCAAUAUUUACAGUUUUGAAGCGACAGAGAAUGGUCACUCAGAUGCUGCCGAAAACGGCCAGACUACUCAUGACCUUGCCGUCAU